Molecule: messenger RNA, 1653 nt
Organism: Fusarium vanettenii 77-13-4
Lineage: Eukaryota; Fungi; Ascomycota; Sordariomycetes; Hypocreales; Nectriaceae
Exons: 6
Coding region: 1-1653 (550 amino acids)
Source: RefSeq, a predicted model, not a curated record
AUGUCGUGGGAACAGCUCGUGUCUAAGAAAAAGGAAACCCUACGGGACGCUAUCCCCCAAGAAUGGAGGCUCAACCCGGACGUUCUAGCGAGCCUCACGGGCAACAGUCGUCUCAUGGCGCUAGACCCGGUCAGAAAGUCAGGAAUCCUCAAUGGCCUCGAGGUUGAAAUCACCGAGAAAUACUCUGCGGCCCAAUUAGUGAGCAGUAUGGCGCGGGGAGACCUCAAGGCUGUCGAGGUGGUGACGGCGUUUUGCAAGAGGGCGGCCAUCGCUCAGCAGCUCCUUUCCUGUCUCACUGAGAGUUUCUUCCAAGAAGCUAUUGAGUAUGCUCAACGUCUGGACGAGUACUAUGCAGCAAAUGGCAAGCCCAUUGGCCCUUUGCACGGUCUACCGAUCAGUCUCAAGGACACGUUCAAGGUUAUCGGGCACGAUGCCACCGCAGGUUUCGUAGCGGGCCUUAAACUCGGACCCGCCAAGGAGAACUCGUCCCUGGUGGACUUGUUGAUCAGUGCAGGAGCAGUCUUGUACGUCAAGACAAAUGUUCCACAGACUAUGAUGACAGCCGACUCGGAGAACAACAUCUUUGGCCGUACCCUCAACCCUCACAACACGGAGUGGACGGCCGGUGGUUCCUCAGGCGGCGAGGGCGCUCUUAUAGCCUUUCGCGGGUCUCUUCUUGGAGUUGGUACUGACAUUGCCGGCUCGAUCCGUAUCCCGUCCAUGUGCUGUGGGACAUAUGGUUUCAAGCCUACCAACAACCGAGUACCCUAUGGGAAGCAAUCAGAGGGAGUCUUUCUGAGCCUUCCGGGUCCUUACCCAUCAGCAGGUCCGUUGGCGAACUCACUCGAGGAUAUUCAACUCUUCAUGGAUGCCGUCAUCAAUGGGCGUCCGGCAAAGUACGACAGCACGGCGUUGGACUUGGAUUGGAGGACCCCGAAGCUACCUUCUAAGCUUUGCAUUGGAGUUGUUCCCGAGGAUCCAACUUACCCAGUUCACCCCCUUAUCCGAAGAGCCAUGGACUCUGCCAUCGAAAGUCUGACCAGUGCUGGCCACAAAGUGAUCCGCUUACCGCACGAUCCAGCACAUGGUGUCGAGAAGGGUCUCCUCAUAGCAUUCCAGUACUACGAGUUGGGUCACGAGCCAGGCGAAGACCUCGCGGCCAUACUAGGAGAGCCCCUGGUCAAGUCUGUGGCGGCAAAUGCACACCCCUUCACACACGUCUCGAGGCUUGUGCCUUUAGACACAGAUCCCCUGCAUAAGCUUGACAAGCUGGAUAGACUGAGAAACGCCUACAUCGCUGAAUGGAAGCGGACGUGGUUCGACAACGGCUUGGAUGCUCUCCUGGCACCCGGGGCGGACAAGACAGCUGUGCCACAUGAUACAUAUGGCAUGAUGCCAUACACGUGUCUGUUUAAUUUGUUAGAUUUUCCAUCAUGCCUCAUCCCCACGGGAAAGGUUUCGAAACACCUGGACCCAGAGCCAGUCAAGAUGACAGCGGGGUUCACCCCUGAUUACGACCCUGAAGCACAGGAUGGUGCACCCUGUGGAAUUCAAGUUGCCACCUUGUCACUGAGGGACGAGGAGUGUCUUGUAGCCGCGAGUAUUAUCGACAGGGAUAUCAAAGGGCUGCAGAUUGCUUCUGCUCACGUGUGA